AGUCUGUCACGGCCGUGGGAUGGUGGUGUGUCUCGACUAGAAGUCUCGAACCCAGAUAUAGGGCUCACACACUUCCACUUUCUUCAUCUCGCUUUGUUCCCUCCACUUCUUUUUUUAUUUCUUUCUUCCUUUUUUUUUUCAUCUUCCUCUCGAAUCUUCUUUCGUUCUCUGUCAUCACGCGCCGGAGGUCGAGCUCUCCCCGCCGGUAUUAAUGGCAUCUCUUCUGGAAUCUUGCUGGCUGUACCUGAUCACUCAUUUCAGUGAUUUUCAACUGGCUUCUUUGGGAAGUUUCAUUCUUCAUGAGAGUGUCUUUUUCUUAUCAGGACUUCCUUUUAUAUAUCUUGAAAGGGCAGGAUACCUGAGCAAAUACAAAAUUCAGUCCAAAAAUAACACCCCUGCUGCUCAGGAGAAAUGUAUUACCCGCCUAUUGCUAUAUCAUUUUGGCGUGAAUUUACCUGUCAUGGUUCUUUCCUAUCCUGUCUUCAGAUACAUGGGCAUGCGAAGUACUCUGCCGUUGCCGUCCUGGAAAGUUGUAUUGCUGCAAAUUUUAUUCUACUUCAUCCUUGAAGACUUUGUGUUCUAUUGGGGGCACAGAAUAUUACAUACAAAAUGGUUGUACAAGCAUGUUCACAGUAUCCAUCAUGAGUUGAUUUGUCUCAUGACCAGAUAUGCUACUCCAUUUGGACUGACUUCUGAGUAUGCUCACCCUGCUGAGAUAUUAUUCCUUGGAUUUGCAACCAUUGUUGGCCCUGCUAUCACUGGGCCUCAUCUAUUCACUUUGUGGUUGUGGAUGAUAUUAAGAGUCUUGGAGACAGUUGAGGCACACUGUGGGUACCAUUUCCCCUGGAGCCCUUCAAAUUUUUUUCCUUUAUAUGGAGGAGCUGAUUUUCAUGACUAUCAUCAUCGAAUACUUUAUACUAAAUCUGGCAACUACUCAUCAACUUUUAUUUACAUGGAUUGGAUAUUUGGUACGGAUAAGGGUUACCGAAAAUUGAAGGAACUGCAGAAUAUUGGAGCUGAAGUUGGAAACAAAUUGAUGUAGGUAGUGAGGAGGGAUAUUUGACUGUCGUGAUAUCAGAGGAUGAUGAGUUUCUAGACAAAAGGCAUCUCAAAUGGUCUCUUUACUGCCUUACCUUUGCUCAUCAUCUCCUGCAUUUUUUUGUUUAGCUGGUAGAAGGCAGGUUGUGGUUUUAGGUGUGCCAUAAUGUGGAAUUCUUGUAAGGAUUUGUUGUGGACAUUUUGUGCUCUCCUCCUAUUCCUGAAAUGUAUGGAAGCUGCUCCUUUAAUUGUUCAGGCUUUCUGGGGGUGCUGAUGGUUGAACCCAACUCCUAUACAUUGAACAGGUUUCAAUACCGGAUUUUCUCGAGGGCGAUACUUAUUCUGUUAUAUAUUAAUCUUGUUUUUGAAUGUUGUACUGUUGAGGGCUGGCUUCCCUUUGAUGAUGAUCCCCCAAAUCCCAAUCCCUUGUAUUUUAUA
Molecule: messenger RNA, 1476 nt
Organism: Nelumbo nucifera (sacred lotus)
Lineage: Eukaryota; Viridiplantae; Streptophyta; Magnoliopsida; Proteales; Nelumbonaceae
Product: methylsterol monooxygenase 2-2
Biological process (GO): lipid biosynthetic process
Molecular function (GO): oxidoreductase activity; iron ion binding
Source: RefSeq, a predicted model, not a curated record